Messenger RNA from Leptidea sinapis, 5575 nucleotides. RefSeq names its product long-chain-fatty-acid--CoA ligase 4 (gene Acsl). The transcript has 14 exons. The record is from RefSeq and is a predicted model, not a curated record. Gene Ontology annotation, cellular component: lipid droplet; endoplasmic reticulum; plasma membrane. The coding region runs from base 184 to 2331 and encodes 715 amino acids. Gene Ontology annotation, molecular function: palmitoyl-CoA ligase activity. Lineage: Eukaryota; Metazoa; Arthropoda; Insecta; Lepidoptera; Pieridae. Gene Ontology annotation, biological process: neuron differentiation; long-chain fatty-acyl-CoA metabolic process; long-chain fatty acid metabolic process.
GUUCGUUGAAGGAAUACUUCAAAAGGUAGAUUGAGUUUUCGGGUUGGUUGGAUUUGUCGACCGAAUUAUUUACCAGUGUUUACUUUCAGUUUAUUUGAAAAAUUCAGUGAUAAUUUAUAAGUGUAAUAAUUUUCUCAGCGAACGAGUCCGCAUUGGCGACCGUACUGUUAAAAGUUCCCCGAGAUGUUUAUAGACGAGAACGAGACACCGGAGUCGUGGUGGGUGUCUGCGGUGCUGCAGACCAUCCGAGCAGUAGUCCUCGUCUAUGACGUCAUCACAUUCCCCAUUCACCUGAUAGUGCAGUGGCCAUGGAGAAAACGCGCCUUGUCACGUCGAAUAAAGGCCCACAUUAUAGAAUCUUCGGACAGCAGCUUCACGGUCCGGUCGCUGACGGAGCCAUGCGAACUGCACCAGCGGCUGGUGCGCGACCAGGUGACCACCAUGGAGAGCAUGCUGCGAGCGGCCGCCGCGCGCUGGCAGAACCGUCGCUGUCUGGGCACCAGGAUCGUGCUGAGCGAGGAAGAUGAGCCGCAGCCUAACGGCAGGGUCUUCAAAAAGUACAAAAUGGGCGACUACGUGUGGCGAUCGUCAAUCGAGCUGGAGAAAGAGGCGAAGAACUUCGCGGCAGGUCUAAGGGAGCUGGGCUGCCAGCCUCGCAGGAACGUGGUGAUGUUUGCGGAGACACGAGCCGAGUGGAUGGUGGCGGCUCACGGCUGCUUCAAACAGAGCAUACCAGUGGUCACAAUAUACGCGACGCUCGGUGACGACGCCAUAGCGCACGGCAUCAACGAAACCGAGGUGUCGACGGUGAUCACCUCCCACGACCUGCUGCCCAAGUUCAAGAAGAUCCUCGCGAAGACUCCUCACGUCGACACCAUCAUAUUCAUGGAGGACCAGCUCAAGAGCACCGAUAGAGAGGGCUUCAAGGCGGGCAUCAGGAUCGUUAGUUAUAAAGAGGUCUUGGAGAAGGGGCAGCAAUCCCGAAUUGAGAUGGUGCCGCCCAAGCCCUCGGACACGGCCAUCAUAAUGUACACGUCGGGGUCGACGGGAGUGCCCAAGGGUGUGGUGCUGUCCCACCGCAACAUGAUCGCCACGCUCAAGUCGUUCGCGGACGCCGUGCCGAUGUACGACGACGACGUCCUCAUGGGCUUCCUGCCGCUGGCGCACGUGUUCGAACUACUAGCAGAGAGCCUCUGUCUCAUUGGAGGAGUACCAAUAGGCUACUCGACCCCACUCACUAUGCUGGACACGUCGAGUAAAAUCAUGAAGGGCACCGCUGGUGAUGCCACCAUCCUUCAACCGUCCUGCAUCACCACUGUACCGUUAAUAAUGGACCGUAUCAGCAAAGGAAUAACGGACAAAGUGUCUCGCAGCGGGGAGUUUGCGAGCGCGUUCUUCAAAUGGGCGUACUCUUACAAGCAGGGCUGGAUGAAGCGCGGUUACGACACGCCGCUGCUCAAUAUUGUGGUGUUCAAGAAGGUCCGCGCGCUUCUUGGCGGGCGCGUACGUCUUAUGAUCGCAGGCGGGGCGCCGCUCGCGCCCGACACACACACGCAGGUGCGGCUGUGUCUGUGUAGUGACGUCAUCGUGGGCUACGGCCUCACAGAGACCACGUCCUGCGCCACCGUCAUGGACCCGCAUGACAGGUCGACGGGUCGAGUGGGAGCGCCUACCACUGGCACCGACAUAAAGCUAGUGAACUGGGAGGAGGGCAACUAUCGGGUUACCAACAAACCAUUCCCACAGGGUGAGCUGGUGAUUGGUGGCGACAGCGUGGCCGAGGGCUACUACCGCAACCCGGAGAAGACGCGCGAGGAGUUCCUGGAUGAGGAUGGGAACCGCUGGUUCAGAUCUGGAGACAUCGCUGAGCUGCACCAUGACGGCUGCUUCAAGAUCAUAGACCGAAAGAAGGACCUGGUGAAACUUCAAGCGGGCGAAUAUGUAUCGCUAGGCAAGGUAGAGGCGGAACUGAAGACGUGUCCAAUAGUUGAGAACAUCUGCGUGUACGGCGACAGUUCUAAGACGUACACAGUGGCGUUGUUGGUGCCGAACCCGCGACACCUGGUGGAGCUGGCGGCGAAGAUCGGCGUGCCCGAGACGGACUUCGAGAAACUGUGCCAGAACGCUGAGGUCGAGAAGGCAGUGGUCAAGGAACUGGCUGAUCAUGCGAGAAAAUGUGGUCUGGAGAAAUUCGAGGUGCCGGCUGCCGUGAAACUGUGUACGGAAGUGUGGUCACCAGACAUGGGUCUCGUGACGGCUGCUUUCAAAAUCAAACGCAAAGAUAUACAGGAAAGAUACAAAGAGGACAUUAAGCGUAUGUACGCCUCCUAAUAAUUCUACACAACACACACAGACGUCGCGCUGUCGCUCCAAUACUCAACUGUCAACGUCAAUGUCAGAUAAAUCUCUUUGUGUCAAUUAUCAUAUGUGGCUAGUUUUACAUGGCAAAGGGUUGGAGUCUUUCAGCCUAAUCAUGUAUUUGUUGUAAUUUUCGUUUAAUUUUAUUUAGUUUAGAUGAAUUUUUGUUUGAUCAUUCGAAUUUUAUAAUAUUGUAUAUAUACAUACAUUGCAUAUAAUAAUAGAACUAAAAUAUUUUAUUUGGCUAGUAUACUCAAUAGUUCUGUAUUUGUUUGUUUUUGGAGCGAUAGACUAGUAUGUGGUGUGUUACUCUUGAGCUAAGGACAUCUUUGUAUCGACUUUAUUCUCAGAAUACUGGUUAUGCCUGUCUCACGCCGAUAUAAGUCUUAUUAAUAGACUAGACCAAAAAGAAUUAAGUCUCCUCAAUCUUUCAUGUAAGUAAGCACUUGUUAGAGUUCAAAAUUAAAUACGGAGACAGAAUUAUUUUGUUGGCAACACUUUGAAGGUAUCUAUCGAGCGUAUAGCGUAUUGGAUUUAAAUUAAUCAAGUACAUUAUUGACAUAUUGUGAAUAGAACAAAGGUCAAAUGCCUUCAAAAAUUAUAUUGAAGAGGGAAUGCGGAAUUACUAAUUAUGUUUUCUAGAAGAACAGUAUCAGUUCCAGCCGAGCGAAACUCUCUAAGAAAAAAGCGAUUCACUCGAUUGUAUGAAACGUGCAGUCAUUGAUAAAUUGACAGUCGACGGCUAUAAACUUGUAAAAAACAGAGAUAGCCGCGUUCCAUCCAAUCCACUACGUUUUAAGCAACUGCUUGUUUUUAAACUUAGCCGGAUUAUAACUCCGUCGCCAUAUUGUGAUUACUAUUUCAAACUUAUGUCAAAUCUCACUGCACGUUUCAUACAAUAUUUCAAUUUUUACUUAGGCAGGCCUUUUAUUACGUAUUAUUAUUACAUCCUCUUUGAUCAGGUCCCCUAGACUUCAUCAUAAUUUAUUUUAAUCCAUACUAUUUGAAUACCCUUGAGACGCUACUGUAAACUAGUGUAACCGGUGAUUGUAAAGUAAGCCCUAAGUGUAUUAGUAAUUAGGUCGGUUUCUGUUUAAAGUCGGUCGUCAUCGUCGCUACGCUUUGCGGCCUCCGUGAGGUUUUUGAUUUAAAUGUAAAUGUUUGUAUGAUUUGUUUGAGAUUAAAAAUCUAUAUCUGUAUAUCGUGCAUCACAUAAUGUUAUAUUAUGUACUAGCGGCGUUUGGGUGGGAUAAUCAAUCGAGCAAUUUGAACUUUUAAGACAUUUUUUGAGAUUAUUUUCUGUGUGUAUAAUGUUUCUGCUAUUUUUUUUUAAUUUUUCAUAUGAGAUUAAAUUUUUUUUGAUAUAGUUCAGGUAUAUAUACAUAAAUGCACAAAUUAAUGCAUGCAAAUGAUUUGCCUUUAGUUUUCUAAUUUAAAUGUAAAUGCUCUCGACAGUUUGGUUAAACUGUGAGGAUGGCAACACUAAAUUAAUUUUGAUUAUCUCAUGUACAGACAUGUAGCUAUAGAUCAUUUAAUUUAGAUUAUAAAUCGAUUGAUUUAGUUUCUACGUCCUAAUAUUGUACAUAUAUAAUUUAUCAUAAUAAAACUAAAUUUAUUAGUAAUAUUGGUGUAUUUUAGUUUUUUUGUAACGAAUAUACAUAGGUGAUAUAUAUUUUAGUAGAUCUGAAAUUGGGAUAAAAAUGCAAUUUGAUGUUUAUAAUAACUCUAUAGACUUUGGCCUAGUACUAGGAUAUUCUUUGUAUAUACACAUCGGUCGUGUCACAAAUAGAAUGUCUCAUUGUGGGAGUGGCUCCGCCAAUAUAUCAAUUAUUUCUACACGAACUUCAAACUAAUAUACCAAUUUUAUUAUUUAAUGUUAUACAUAAAAAUAAUGACUACAUGCAUUGUUUUUUUACUCCACGGUAUUUCGAAGUAAUUGAUCAUCAAAAAGAUUUGCAAGAGCGACAUCUCAAGUUAUUUUCUUAAUAUGCAAACAUUCUGGUUGAGCAGGUUAUCAACUGUAUAGUAGAUCCUGUAGAUGAAGCCACAAGCCGAGAGUUGAACAAAGCAUACAAGGUUUUAUGACGAUACAUCACUCCAACUUUUAGCUCAGUUGGAGGGACCCGCAUCGUUCAUAAAGUUUUGUUUUCAAAUUUUAUUUGUGCAACAAAAAGAACUUUUGAAGUUACCACACAGAUAUUGCAAUUAAUUGAUAUUAAUUGGUGUGGUCUUAGAAUGUAGACUUAAGAUAAUUUGAAGUACUUACGUGGGUGGGCCACUGUUGUAACAUCUUUGUUAAGGAAUGCAUAAUUGCAACCCUGUUAUUUAGUUAGGCGAAUUUAUAAUGUAGUUGUACUCUUUGUAGCAGUCUGUUGGGAGUUCUUGUUCGUUGAGAGAAUUACACUUAAAACAACGCAUUCCGAUCUUUAGCCUCUGUGUUCAGCAUUUUUUAUGCAUUUAAAAGUUAACGUGAGAUAUGAAAUUUUGUUUGACGUUAAAUCGUUCACCCAAUUAGUACAUAAUUAUUUGAUUGUCACAAUUUUUUUUUUAAUAUUAUCCCUAAGUCACAAAAUUUGUUGACCUUAGAUAAUUUAUACGUCUAGAUAGAGUCUCUUGCUGUUAGACAACCGAUAAAACAGGCCAGGUUUAACACAUUAGUGUGCGUAACAAGGUACGUCUUACACUUGCUAUGAUUUGUAUGACACUGUGUCAGUGUCAGUGAAUAGUAAAUAGGGGUUUGUUCUAAAUUCAAUUUUUUUUCGACGUUUUAACAUUUGUCAUAUUGGAUAUCUAAAUAUAUUAAUCGAUGUAAGGUUUACCCGAUUAGUACAUGAAAAUUUGGUUGUCACAAAAUUUUUAAAACAGUAUACCUGUGUCACAAAAUUCGUAGAAAUGCCUAUACCUAACAAUAAUAAUAAAUUUAUUCACUUUAUUCUCUAAUUAUCCUCAGUUGCUAAUGGAAUCGCUUGUAAAAUUAAAGCAAUCUUGUAGAAUACCUACAAUUGUAUGUAAGUGUAAAAUAUUGAAAUUCUUUAAAUAUGUACUAUUUAAUAUUUUAAGCAUGGGUACAUAAUAUUUUUCGAUAUUAAUCGUUUUAAAUUGUAUGUAAUACAUGUAGAAGUCAUUUGCUCAGUUCGUUUGCGUUUCAAAUCGUAAAUGUUUCAACUGAUAACAGUUUUUGUAUUAUUUAUUCGAUAAAUAAAUGUUAAUAAAAUCA